AUGGCUGAUCUCGAACUGUUUUACUUUGACCAACCCGAUCAGAGAGACACCUCCCUGGUUUUUAAUAAGCAAAGUGGAAGCGAGAGCAGUUGCGGCGGCGGAAAGUCACUUCACCCCGGCGAAGGAGACCUUUCAGCACCAUGGACAGCGAACCGGGGAGCCGAGGAGGAAACAGAAACCUCUUUCACCCGCCAACACCAAGAUGACGCUGAUGAGGAUGUCGGAUUGAUAGGGACAAGUCCACAAACCUGCAGACUGAGUCACAGCUCAUCAAGUGAACUGUAUGAGGAGGAGGAGGAAGAGGAGGAGGAGGAGGACAUCCCGGAACUUUACUUGCUGUCCGACGACGACCUCUCCUCUGAGGGUUCGGGGAAGUCAGUGGAUUACGGCUUCAUCACCGCCGUCACUUGCCUUGUGACCGGCAUCUCUUUGGUCGCUAUAUCCUACACGGUCCCCAGGGAUGUGCGAGUGGACCCGGACAGCGUGUCUGCCCGGGAGAUGGAGCGGUUGGAGCGAGAGAAAGCCAGGGUGGGAGCCCAUCUGGACCGGUGUGUCAUAGCGGGACUGUGUCUGCUCACCCUCGGGGGUGUGCUGCUCUCCACCCUGCUCAUGAUCUCCCUGUGGAAAGGGGAGAUGAUGAGGAGGAAAGCAUUUGCCUAUUCCAAACACGCAGCAAAGUUGUACGGCUCGAUCAAUUUGAGGGCAGGCUCCAGCCCGACACGGGAAUCCUGCUCACAUUUGUCAGUGGCUGAUGAGGAUUUAGAGGUGCUCAGUUGA
Messenger RNA from Scomber japonicus (chub mackerel), 777 nucleotides. RefSeq names its product transmembrane protein 74. The record is from RefSeq and is a predicted model, not a curated record. The transcript has 2 exons. Lineage: Eukaryota; Metazoa; Chordata; Actinopteri; Scombriformes; Scombridae. Bases 1 to 777 code for a protein of 258 amino acids.